This is a messenger RNA of Funneliformis caledonium, 630 nucleotides long. The record is from the annotation of a GenBank genome assembly. Lineage: Eukaryota; Fungi; Glomeromycota; Glomeromycetes; Glomerales; Glomeraceae.
AUGACUUGUCAAAAGACGACGCAUCGUAAUAACAAUAACACUUCUCCCGCCUUAAAGCAAACUAAUACAACAAAUACCCUUUGUACUUCAUCAACAUCAAGCAUUUCAGCCUCGCAACAAGAUACGUGUUGUCAUGCUUCAAUCUUGGAGAAUAAUGACUCCCUAGUCUUACAACAAAAUACACAGCCAACUUUAAACAUUCCAGCCUCACGAAAUAAUAUAACAAAAACUCUUUGUGCUACUCCAGCCUCACGAAAUAAUACAACAAACACUCUUCUUAAUACUAAUCAAUCAAUACUAGAGACUGUCAAAAAUCUCAAAGGGAGAGUGCAUGGCCUUUGGGCACCAGAUUUCACCAAAAUAAUCGACGAUAAUAAGAGUAACGUGCCUAUUCAUAGCAUAACUAGAAAUACGCCUAUGGAACCUAUCGAUUAUCCUCACAAAGCUACCGACGGUUAUGACCGUUCGCUUGAUUAUAGUACUGAAGAAGAACAUAUGUAUAGUGAAUCUUCAACAACCAAUGAAGACGUUCUACAAUAUGAUGAUGUUCUACGAUACGACGAUGCUUCACGAAGCGAUGACAAUUAUGAAGACAUUCCACAAUAUUUUAUCGAUGAUGAAGAUGUAUAA